CUGCAGUGAGGCAACCAUUCUUAUACGAAUAUUCUGCCAUGCCUACUUUCCUAACCUCAAAGUUUGCGGUAAAAAUAAUGAAGAAAAAUGAUAAAUAUUAGGCCAAUACUUGUGUGAUUGUCUAUAAUCUAUUACCUUCAGUUCUGGUGUUAAAGCAAAAAUACAAAAUGAGUGUAGCAAGUACUGAUAGUUCUGAGGAAACUUCCAAUGCACAGGAUAUGAAGGAUGAAGAUUUUAAUAUUGAUGAUUACCGUAAAGAUCUAGGUAGCGAUGAUUCUUCUGCUGAUGUACCAGAAACAAAUACUAGCGUUAAGCAUCAUUUUGAAAAUAACGAAGACAAAGAAGAUGAACAAUGCAGAAAUGACUACAUAGGCCCAGUACUUCCUGGAGGACAUAGAUUUGACAAGAAGUUUAUUUGCAUUAAAUACCCUGGAAAUGUUGUUAAUCCAGAAAGGGCUAUACAGACAUUGGGUGGAAUGAGCGUCAUUUCCACGGCAGUAAAUACACCAAACCGACGUUUGGAAUUAAAGUUCAGACCAGAUGAUGCUUUUUGUAAACCGACUUGUGGUGAUAGAUAUGUGACCAAAGGAUUUUUACUUAGAGUUAGAGUUAAAAAGUCUAGAGCGGAACAAGUAGAAAAAGCUGAAGGUAAACAAACAAACAAAAAUAUAGGUUUAAGUAAUACGCAGGGUAACAAAGUGCAAAAUGAGAAUGCAAGUAGAGUGCAAGUACCAGAAACAGAAGUUAUGGAUACUGACAAAAUUGAAAAGGAAGAAGAAGUUAUAUCUGGGUUAGCUGAUCAAGUACAGAGUUGCAGUGUUAAUAAUGAGGAAGAUGCUACUGAUCCUCCACAGCCUACUGCACAAAAGAUUAAAAAAGACAUACCGCCAACAUUUGAUCGAAGUAAAUUCGAAGAUCUCUCUAAAGAUGAGGAGUACAAGUUGCCAAAAUUGAAGGUUUUAGGAUGGGUUGACAUGGAAUUCAAAUUUACAAACCUUUGUGAUUACCAAUACUUACCAAUGACUCCAAGUAAAGAGAAUCCUAAGAAGUUAGAAUAUAUAUACGACAAGAUACAUCCAAGUAAUAUACCACGAUAUUCUUGGUUGAAGAAUGAUGCACCUUAUUUCCUGCCACCAGCAGCAUUCAGCCGAAUGGACACAAUUCAGCAAUAUGUGCCAAGAACAGAAACAUCUUCAUGUCCAGACAAUAUAAUAGGGAAGAGUACAAAACGAAAGGCAGGAUUUUCAAACUUCAUUUACUUUUCAACGCCCGAAGUUCCUUCCAAGCCACCAGCUGGUAUAGAAACUGCUAUGAAAGUGAAGUUUGUACAGAACACGCAUUACCAACAGAUACGUAAAUUAUUUGAAGAGCGACCAAUUUGGUCGAAAAGUGCAGUGAUUUAUCAAACGAAAUUUUCUCAUGAUCGUUUGAAAAUUUUAUUACCCUCUGUGGCAUAUUACUUCAUGACUGGUCCAUGGAAGAUUAUGUGGGUAAAAUUGGGCUACGAUCCGAGGAAAGAUGUUGCUGCAAGAAAAUAUCAGACCUUGGAUUACAGAUUGAAAUCUAUGCAUGGCUUGGGCUCUACUGUAAAAUGCAAGAGAAAUUACUCAGAGUAUACCUUGCCAUACAGGUCAACACCAGUUGGAAAACAAAAGGUAGUUUCUAGUGGAGUCUCAACGUCGGAACAAGUCAGUAGAAAAGAGUUAGACAUGCAUGAAAAUGUCUAUAUAUACAGGCAUGGAAUGGUACCUCCAUCGAGGCAAAUGUUCUACCAGUAUUGCGAUGUUCUGGUAGAUGAAAUACAAGAAAUGUUAGCCAAGUUACCUGAUCCCUUACCUUCUACAAGGUGCCAUGAGAAACGAGGGUGGUUACCAAUUGGUUUUGACGCACAAUGUAGGGAAAUUAUUAAUAGACAAGUUCGAGCUGUCUUAAGGAAGCAAAUGAACAUACCUGAUGAUUAUCCUACAGAUAUUCCUAAGCAAAGAGCCAAACGUGGAAUGAAAAUGAAGUUUAGCAAACUCAAGGCCAGAAAAAGGAGAAAAAAGAAUGAACCUAACGCGGAGGAAGGGAAGGAAGAAAUCGAUGAAGUUAAACCAAGUACCAGCACAGCAGACAAUUAGUGAAAUUUUAUAUAUAGCUUUGGACGAACGUUGUUGAUCACGUUCUCCAGAUUUGAUAAAUAAAUAUGAAACGAUUAUUUAUGACCUAAAGUUUAUUCGUAAUUGUGUACAAAUUAUCAGCCGAAUUUCUAUUAAUAAAUACGUUUACACCUUAA
Molecule: messenger RNA, 2275 nt
Organism: Megalopta genalis
Lineage: Eukaryota; Metazoa; Arthropoda; Insecta; Hymenoptera; Halictidae
Gene: l(2)37Cd
Product: general transcription factor IIIC subunit l(2)37Cd
Biological process (GO): transcription initiation at RNA polymerase III promoter
Cellular component (GO): transcription factor TFIIIC complex
Molecular function (GO): RNA polymerase III type 2 promoter sequence-specific DNA binding; RNA polymerase III type 1 promoter sequence-specific DNA binding
Source: RefSeq, a predicted model, not a curated record